CAGUGUACCAGUUGAUGUUCCGGGUCACACCUCCAUUUUCAAACAGGGGAACAACAGCAGUUAUCCACCCUCUGACUCUCUACAUUCCAGUAGCAGCACUAGCCUAUGUAGUUUUCCUGACACUGCCAGUUCUAGUCUGUCUCAUUCUGGUAGUUUCAGUAGUCUCCAACGACGCUGGCUUCGAAAUAUGGCCACUAGUAUGGAGGUAUGGCUACAACGACAACGUCUCUCAGAAGAUUCAGCUCAAAAUGAAGAGCUAAAGAAAUCUUCAGAACAGUCAAGAACAAGAUUAGGUCUGAGUUUGAUUAUAUCCCUAGAAGAGGAAAGUGAGGAAGAAGAAAGGAGAUUUCACAGUUUCUUUUUCUCUCACAUUGCACUGAUAGAAGGUCACAUACACCGACUGAAAGAUACUGUGCUGGAAAGUUACUUAAACCGCAAGAAUUUUGUAAAUGCCAUAUACAAGGGUGUAGAGCAGCUUCAGAUGUCUCUGCAAGAUCUUUUCACAGGCCCUCGCCUCUUGUCUCCAGUUUGGUUGUCUAUGAUGUCUCCCAAUGUUAAUCAUCAUCUUCAUUGUGCAAAAUUCAUUAGUGAGCUUGUCUCAUUGAUUGAGGAGUUUGAUACCAAGAAUACAAAUUUCUUUGUCAGCACAUUGUUGACAGCUGUCCUGACACAUCAUUUGGCAUGGGUUCCUACAGUUACCCCAUCUGGUGUUGCAACGAACCAGGUUGAACAUCGGAAACACAGAGCUUGUUGGGUGGAUGUGCUGGCCAGGUCUCAUCCAUACAACCCAUUGUGGAUGCAGUUAGGGGACCUAUAUGGAGCUAUUGGAAGUCCAACAAAAUUAGCUAAAACUGUUAUCAAUGGGAAAAAAACUGACAUUAUUAUUCGUUUCAUUUACAUUUUGAGCUAUUUCAUACGUUGCAGUGAUAUUUGUGAGUAUGACCAAGAGUGGCCUGAAGCUGAUGUGGUACUACAAGAAAAUAAAGAGUAUCAUUGUAACACAAAUCUAAAUGAACAAACUAUAAGUCUCACUCAAGAAAGUGAUACAAAUUCAAGUUUCUAUGACAAUCAACAUAUAUUUCAAUAUUCACCUGAUGAAAGGGAUUCACUUGGAAAGUGCCAAAAUAUUCAUAGAAUAACACAUAACUCCAGUAAAGAGAUACUCAAUCAUCUUGAAAGAGAACAAAUUAAGACAAUCCCAACAGAACUUUUAUGUAAAUGUGAGACUAUGAAAGAUAGAUUUUGGAUUCAUAAGCAUCAGUGUUGGAAAUCUUGUAGAAAUCUUGUAUCUCAGUGUUCAAAAGAAGACUUGAGGCACAGAACAUCUGUGAGUGAUUCAGAACUUUUUUUGAAACAUCAUAAUGGUUUUACACUGAUUCCAGAGAAUAUGAGCAGAAACAGUGCUGUGUUUAUGGUGGGGGAGAUUCCCCUAGUUUCUAAGCAGUGCAAGGAGACACAAGAACUGUGUAAUGGACAGUACUCAAGAGACAAAGAAGUAAUUUUCUUGGAUAGCUUGGGCUACAGCAGCAUGGAAGAUGUAUCAGACUCUACAGAAUUUAAGGAAAAAAGAGAAGUUGUUGAUACGACGGUAAAUGAUGCCUGUAAACAUGUAGUUGAUUUAAAAGAGUUUGACAAUUUGACAGUAAAAGAAUAUUAUCCUCCUGAAGUAAAAGUUGAACAUGUAAAAAAUACAUAUGCAAGUGCACCUUCAAAACAUCCUAAAACUAUUCCCAUUCAUAAAAUUCAAGAUAUUUUGUUGUUUAAGUCUAACGGUGUCCAAAAUUUUACUCAAGAAUCUGGAGAUUUUUCCAGUUUUGAUGUAAAACCCUUACUAAGAAACAUAGAUUUUGAUAAGGACACAAUAAAUCCUGUAAGGGAAGUUCAAAUUCUGCACAAGAAAAUUGGGUCAGAGACCAUUGAUAAGACCAAGCAAUACUUUCAGACAUACCACGGUUUGAGGUUUGCCUCUGAACCAAAAUGUACUUCAGAUGUGUUCACUGGAGAUUAUGUGCUAGAAAAUUUGACUCAAGACAGUCAUAAGAUUGCUAAAGCUAAGGAAAAGUUAUUAACAUCUUGCCAUUGUAGCUCAGGCAAAACUAAAGAUAUGUUAUCUGUAGAUUCCACUGCCCAUGAGGAAGGUUAUCAAAGCUUGGAUGAGAAACCUCCUGAGAACAGAAAUGCUUCAUUAGGAGCUAUCUUAAGGUCACAUGAAGAAAAUCCAUUAGAAGGUGUAAUAGAAUUACCACUACCUCGGUUACAAAUCAAACAAGGUUGCUCCAAAGACAGUGUUCCAAGUAAUUUCGGUUGGUCUCUCUUUGCUGGAGUGUCUGAUCAUUACAUGACUGAUUUUUGUCUCCAAGGUGUGAAAGGCUCAAUCCAAGAUUUGGACAUUAGAAAGGAUCUAAUAACUUGUACCCAGGCUUCUGUACUUGGUGAUCCAGUUGCUGAAACAGUCUGUAUUUUAGCUGACACAGAUCAGUGGAGUGUACGCUUAGUUUCAAGUAAUCGACAGGAAGGAGACAAAACAGGAUCUUGCAGUAUACGUGUUGGCAUGUCCCCAAUUGUUUCAGGAAUGUGUGAAUCUCUGGUACAUAUGUGCAAGUUGAAGCUGUCGCCUGAGUUUUGCUUGAUGCAUCUGGAAGAUAAGCUUCAAGAACUCUAUAUACGGAGUAAGUCAUUAGGUUCAUAUCUUGCAGACAAUAGAUCUCCUGAUAAUCUGGAUGAUGCUGUAGCAGUUCUUGGGUUUGACCGUAACGAUUUACCCCUUCUCAUGUCUGUGGCCUUAACUCAUGCUCCACAGUGUGAUAAACCUACAUGUUGAUAUUGAUAAAUCAGCAUUUUUGAAGAAACAAAGAAGUGGUUUAUACUGGUUUACAGAAGAUUCGGGAUGUUUGCCUAUUUCAUGUACUAAACCAAGAGGAGAAGAAGUAGGCCUUGUUUAGUUUAUUGCAGUUGAGAUAAUUAUGCUAUACAGAGCUGUCCAAAUGAAUUAAACAAAAUUAUGAAAUAGUUACAAGAGGUUAUUUUAUAUUCAGAAGAUAUUUGUUAAAGUCUACUCCUGUCUUGUGUGCCAUGUUUUUUUUUUUUGUGUGUGUUUACUUUUUAUCUUUAGCACUUAAAGGAAGAUGAUUUACUGAGUGUUUCAUGAGUUAAUAACAUCUGUACUUUUCAACUAACCUGUUACUAUAUGCUUCUGGAAAAUCAGACUGUCAUCAUACUAAAUAUAUUCAGAUGUUGGUUCAAUAAUUUAAUAACUAUAGGUUAACAGUGCAGUUUCGUGAGUUAAAAAUUAACUAAUCAUAGAUAGGGUGUUUUUAAAUCUAAUUGAGAAUAGAGACUUGGUUGUUUGACAUUUUAAGUGAUGCAGUAAAAUCACACUAAAAUCUACUUUGGCAUAUUUAGUAUGCCUGUAACUCAGUUUUAUUUUCUUCAUUUCAGUGGAUUUGAGACUAAGGGUAGUUGAAUUUAUAUAUAUAUAUUAAGGACUAGUUUUUUCUAAUAAUUACUUGUAGUUUUUAUGUAUUUUGUAUCUUUAAAGUUUUUACUUAAACAGCUUUUUAGCAUUUACUUCUGAAUUUGCAAAAUUUGAUGUUAAUUUUGAGAAUAUAAAGUGUUUGUGUCAGUGUUGAAACCAGAAGAAAACAGUGUAUCAAUUCCACAGUUCACUUAAAUGUGUUGGCGAUGAGUAAGUCGGAGAUGAUAAAAUCAGGAGUGGAGAUAGAGAUAAUUUUCUUCACCUAUGUUGAAAAUGAGGAAACAACUGUAAAUUUAUUGAUCAUUUGAAACACAGGAGACAAAAAUCCAGACCAAUGAUGAAUAUUAUUUUAAAACAAGAGAGAAACUUUACUACAAAUCUAUUGAUAAUUUGAAACACAGGAGACUAGUAUCCAGAAAAUGAAGAAAAAGUUACCUUCAUCCUUGUUAACAGUAAGGAAUACUGCAUAUUUUAAAAUAAGAGCAUUUACAACAAAAGGGUAGAGGAAAUCCUAAAUGUAAGAUAUAGUUAACUGUAAAAUGUUAUGUUGUGAAAUACAGAAGAAAAAAGGAUUGAAGUUACAAGUAAACUACAGAUGCACUGAUAGUGAAAAAUAGAGGAAAAGAAAGGUGUGAAAGACAUAUUUAAUUGCAAUUUGUUAGACAAAAUCCUUUAUUUAUAUUCAUAUGACAACCUCAAGAAGUCUUACUUUUUUACUCUUUGGAUUAUUUGAACUCGUGAUAAGGUAGAUUGCUGCUUCACAAUUGUAGUAUAUUUUCUGUUAUUAUUAUACUUUUAGUCCAACCCAAUGCUUGCCAUCUCACAAGUUCUAGCUUGAAAGUGUCUUUUUUUAUAAAAUAAUUUUGCUUAGAGACCCUAAAUUAUGCAAAAAUGUAUCUAAAUUUCUUUUACAAAUCAUUAUUGAGUUAUGAAUAUUUAAAGAAGUUAUGAUAAGUGAGAUAGUUUGAGUAUUAUUUUCUGUUCUGUAUUAUGAUAAGUUUUCAUAUUAAAUCUUUAAAUGCACUAUUUAGUAUCAUUACUUACAUAUUUAUUUCUCUUUUAACAUAAGUAGUUCAGAUCAUGUUUUUUUCCCUUGAAUAUGAUUAGCAAAGUAAUAAUAUCAAAGUUUGUUAUUACACUUUGAAGUUUGUGAAAAUCUUUUCAUGAGAUAUGGCCUGUGCUUGUAAGUUUCAUAUGAAACACUGGAUAAAAAUUUCUCAUUCAAUAUAACAUAUUGAAAAACUUAAUGUUUGAUAGAUAUUAUGUUAAGAAAAAUACCAAUUAGUUUUUUGAUUGUUAUAUCUCCUUUAUCCUUAAUGUUUAUUAAAACCUUGGUCCACUCUCUCACCAAAAUAUAAAUCGAAGUCUUUUUUACGGAGAUGGUGAUUUUCACUGUCCCAUCUGUGCACGUGUAACCCUGGUUGUGAAUUAAUUUAACUAUUUAUGUACUUGAAACUCUGAUUAGUUAAUUUUCUAAACUUGCUUUACUGCCGUUGUUAACAUUGGGUGUUGUAUUAGACUUGUGCUUGCAAAAAAAACCUUUGUUGGCUAACAAUGUUUUUCUUCGUGAACUUAAGUAACUUAUUAUUUAUUUUUCUUAAUUAAUGACUUUGCUAAUUUUGGUGACAAUUUCUGUUUUUGGAUAUGUUUUGACCACAAGUUGUGAUGCUACAGUAUUUUUUCCUUCUUUAUAAAUAACUUGGACUAUAUUUACUCAAACAAAAGUUAAAUACAGAAAAAUAUUUAAUUAUGGUAAUGACUCCAAUAUGAUAUUUUUAGUUUAUUUGAUUUUGUAACUCCAACUUGUUCCCAUUGUCUACAUUGUGAUACUUCUGCUUUGAAUUCAUAUACAUGCUAAACAUGUUUGUUUUAUUUGCAAAAAAAGAAAAAAAAUUAAUUGAUAUGUAUGAAACAAGGUUGUCAAAGUAGGACCCUAUUACAAAUCUAUUUUAGCAAAUUUAAGUAAAAAUUAAUAAGCAUGUAUUCUAUAUACUUCAAAAAUUAUUUUGGUUAAAAUGAUGUAGUUACUAGCCUGUACAGUGCAAAAUCAAACAAUAAUCUUUUCAUAUUUCUGUAUAAAACAAGAAAUAAGAGAAAAACUGUGAUCAGAUAUCAAGGUGUUGGUUUUAUUUCCAUACAAUCUUUGAUAGUUGUUUUGGUUUAAUUCUCUCAGGCCCCAAGGGACCUUACAGAUAACAGGGGUUGUUAGUAACUUUUGUGUCUCUUCACCUCACUUUGAUGGUGUGUAUGUGUGUUACUUAUCUGUUUAUAAAGCAUGAUUUCAGAUAUACAUUAAUAUAUAAAAUAUUUCAGUAUAUAUCAUAUCUAAAAAAUUGUCUACAUAUCUUACAAGCUAGUAACUAUUUUUUAUUGCAGUUUAUAUAUAACGAUCUAAUUGUGAUAAUGAUAAGUAAGUAUAAGUAAAAAUAAUUGUAUUUUUUAGGAAUUGCUAAGAUAUUUACUAUGUAA
Molecule: messenger RNA, 5944 nt
Organism: Limulus polyphemus (Atlantic horseshoe crab)
Lineage: Eukaryota; Metazoa; Arthropoda; Merostomata; Xiphosura; Limulidae
Product: folliculin-interacting protein 2-like
Exons: 13
Coding region: 188-2821 (877 amino acids)
Cellular component (GO): cytoplasm
Molecular function (GO): protein-folding chaperone binding; ATPase inhibitor activity
Source: RefSeq, a predicted model, not a curated record